AUGACGGUUGUUUCUCGCGGUGCGGACCAAGGCGUGAACAUCGACAAGCGAAUGUUGCGCUACCACAGUAACAACAAGCGUGAUGGUGAAGAGGACGAAGAAGAAAGGGGAAUCCCCAGUGGUGCGGACCUCGCUCACCUGGCGGGCUUGGCUAAAACGAACAAGGCCGACUCUCUUGGGACGAAGCUUACGGAGUUUUUCAAUGGUAUGGUUAAAGGUCGUGUCAACCCUUCCAACAUCCACAAGACGGAGUUAUCGGGUGCAGACUACGACAUACUCCGUCAACGGUUUGCAACCUGGUACAGACACUACAAGGACAUUGAGUAG
Phytophthora nicotianae INRA-310 is the source of this 327-nucleotide messenger RNA. RefSeq lists its product as hypothetical. The record is from RefSeq and is a predicted model, not a curated record. The transcript has a single exon. The coding region runs from base 1 to 327 and encodes 108 amino acids. Lineage: Eukaryota; Oomycota; Peronosporomycetes; Peronosporales; Peronosporaceae.